Messenger RNA from Hirundo rustica (Barn swallow), 4576 nucleotides. RefSeq names its product kelch like family member 32 (gene KLHL32). The record is from RefSeq and is a predicted model, not a curated record. The transcript has 12 exons. Gene Ontology annotation, molecular function: protein binding. NCBI's taxonomy places the organism in Eukaryota, Metazoa, Chordata, Aves, Passeriformes, Hirundinidae. The coding region runs from base 1406 to 3268 and encodes 620 amino acids.
GUUGGCACAGUGAGGUUGGCUUUGCCAGCUGUAGUUGUGGCAGGGAUGAUAGCAAAUCCUUUGGUUCAGCAGACAGUCUAAGCUUGAUAAAUUACUUUUAUGAGCUCUCCCUCUCCCUGCAGGUUUCUAACACUUGCAUCCUCUCUCUUAUGAGGAGAAGGACUUGUUGACUAAUUGCCCUAGAAUUAAAAGUGAAGCAAACAGUGAUUCUUUCAGAUCUUCAGUAUCCCCAUGCUACUUUCCAUUGCAGAAAGGACCUGAGUGUAAGAAAAGGCUGAAGGAAGAGUACUCUAAAGACACUGUAAUACAAACAGAAGUCCAACAUUUAAAAAAGGAAGGAAAAACUCACUGGUUUUGAAAACAAAGGCAUGCAGAGUGCUCUACAAGGAGGCCUACACUUUUUGUUAGCAGAGUGGCAGUGCCAAGCUUGCAACAGGCUCCCAUAAAAUGUUAUAUAUACAAGCUCAUCUAUCACAUUGUAAAAAGCACUGCAGGAGUGCAUGAUCUUUCUCCCUUUUCCUGACACCAGGGUCUAUCCUUACUCUUCCUUUUCCAGCCAUGUCAUGAUCCCUUCUGUCUGAUCAUAGAGAUUUUCAUACAUCAGAGCCUCCAGCCUGAUGCUCUUGCAGCAGCCACAUGCUGAAUGGAGCAGCUACAUUUUCAGAGUACUGGCAGUAAAAUAUGUUUCCUUGAUGUUGGAAAUACACCUCCUACUUCACAGAAAUAAAAGCUGUGGAGUAUCACAUCUAAUGUGCCAGACUAUUUUGAUUUCAACAGUUUAGAAUCUGAGAGUGAUUUUGUUUAAAGCAGCCUCAGGCUGAGCCAUGCUCAGCUGUUCUUUGGGAGUAGGGGGAUCUAGGAAAGGGAGAUGGAGGAAUAAGAAAAUUGUUAACAUUCAGUGGCUAGCAAUUUACCUACCAAAAGUACUACACAGGUUGCUUAGAGAACUGGAUUUUUAGUUUUUUGUCUAACCCCCACUUCCUUUUUCCUUUUCUGUAAAUGUUAAGGGCUGCAUCCAGGGCUGUAUUCAGGAAAACGUAUGUAGCAGAGGAAGCAUUGCAAGGUUCAAGCAGGACCUUACACACCCUGCUGCCUGUCAGGAAGUUUCUUGCCUCCAGUAAGGGAUGUCACCUCAUACUCCUUUCAGUGGUGUCCAGACACAGGACAAGAAACAGUGACCAUAAACCAAAACACAAGAAGUUCCACCACAACAUGAGGAAGAAGUUUACAUUGAAGGUGGCAGAGGCCUGUAAGAGGCUGUAAGAGGGAAGUGGCUGCCUAGAGAAGUCAUGCAGUAUCCCUCUCUGGAGACAUUCAAAACCCACUUGGAUGCAAUCAAGGAAAGCUGGAACACUCGCAGUUCUUCCUAGAGGAUUAUAAGUUUUGAUAUUCAGAAGACUGAAAGAUGCCAUCUGAGAGGUGCCUGAGUGUUCAGGAAAUGCUGACAGGUCAGAGGCUUUGUCAGUCUAGCUCCCACAACGAUGCUGUCCUGGCAGCUCUGAACCAACAAAGAAGUGAUGGCAUACUUUGUGAUAUUACCCUUAUUGCUGAAGAGCAGAAAUUCCACGCACAUAAAGCAGUCCUGGCAGCCUGCAGUGACUACUUCCGAGCAAUGUUCAGUCUCUGCAUGGUUGAGAGUGAAGCUGAUGAGGUGAAUUUACAUGGUGUCACAAGCCUUGGUUUAAAACAAGCCCUGGACUUUGCAUAUACUGGACAGAUCCUCUUGGAACCAGGGGUGAUACAGGAUGUCCUGGCAGCUGGGAGUCAUUUGCAGCUGCUGGAGCUUCUCAGUUUAUGUUCCCACUAUCUCAUUGAGGAAUUAAAUAGUUUUAAUUACUUGGACCUGUACAAGCUUGCGGAUCUUUUCAACCUCACUUUGUUGGAGAAUGCAGUCAUUGGCUUCUUAGUAAAACAUCUCUCUGAGCUGUUGAAGAGUCAUCCUGAAGAAGUUCUGGCACUCCCAUACUGUCUUCUUCGAGAGGUUUUUAAAAGCGAUAGACUCACUUCACUCAGUGAAGAACAAAUCUGGCAGCUGGCUGUGAGGUGGUUGGAACACAACUGCCGCUACCAGUAUCUGGAUGAACUUCUCCAGUACGUCCGCUUUGGCCUUAUGGAUGUGGAUACACUCCAUACUGUAGCUCUUACUCAUCCUCUUGUCCAAGCCAGUGAAACUGCCACAGCGCUCAUUAAUGAGGCCUUGGCUUACCACCAGAGCGUCUAUGCACAGCCGGUUUGGCAAACUGCAAGGACAAAGCCUCGCUUCCAGUCAGACACUCUCUAUAUUAUUGGUGGGAAAAAACGAGAAGUCUGUAAAGUGAAGGAAUUGCGAUACUUCAAUCCAGUAGACCAAGAGAAUGUUCAUAUCGCGGGGAUCGCUAACUGGAGCGAGCUGGCGCCUAUGCCUGUGGGGAGGAGCCAUCACUGCGUUGCUGUCAUGGGGGACUUUCUUUUUGUAGCCGGUGGAGAGGUAGAGCAUUCCACAGGGCGCACAUGUGCCGUGAGAACUGUCUGUCGAUAUGACCCCCGCACUAACUCCUGGGCGGAGAUAGCUCCAAUGAAGAACUGCCGGGAGCACUUUGUGUUGGGAGCCGUGGACGAGUACCUCUAUGCCGUAGGGGGCAGAAACGAAUUGCGUCAAGUGUUGCCCACAGUUGAACGCUACUGCCCCAGGAAGAACAAGUGGACCUUUGUACAGUCCUUUGAUCGGUCGCUCUCAUGCCAUGCAGGAUAUGUGGUGGAUGGUCUUCUUUGGAUAUCAGGAGGAGUAACAAAUACUGCACAAUAUCAAAAUAGACUCAUGGUCUAUGAUCCUAAGCAGAAUAAGUGGUUAAGCCGUAGCCCCAUGCUGCAGAGGAGAGUCUAUCACUCCAUGGCUGCUGUCCAAAGGAAGCUGUACGUGUUAGGUGGGAAUGACCUCGACUACAACAACGAUCGGAUCCUGGUCCGUCACAUAGACUCCUACAGCAUAGACACUGACCAGUGGACCCGUUGCAGCUUCAACAUGCUGACAGGUCAAAAUGAGUCUGGAGUUGCUGUCCACAAUGGUAGAAUAUAUUUAGUUGGUGGCUAUUCGAUUUGGACAAAUGAGCCUUUGGCAUGUAUCCAGGUGCUGGAUGUUAGCAAGGAGGGAAAGGAAGAGGUAUUCUAUGGGCCUACGCUCCCCUUUGCUUCCAAUGGAAUAGCAGCCUGCUUUCUUCCAGCUCCUUAUUUCACGUGCCCCAACCUUCAGACUCUGCAAGUGCCUCACCACAGGAUCGGCACAAUGUGACACAUUCCUUGCGCUUCACAGAAGCAGAAGUGGAGGGAGGAAAACAUCAAAGCCUGUGUAUAGAGGGGUUCCUCUGGGUCAGUGAGAAGAAUCAAUCCACCUGGGCUGCUGCUUUACCAUCACACAUUUGUCUUAAAGUCGGAUCACAGAGGCAGGAAGGAAGUUACAAAGCCUGCGUGUAGUUUCUCUCCUUGGCCUCAGACGUAGAAGCACAUCCCUGAGAGUGCUGUGCAUUUCUGCUGGUGACUAUUUGCUACGUCUUCUUCAUUUCCUUAUGCAACUUCGUCAGGCAUUGUGGAUGCUCUCAGCUCUUCCUGGGCUGCUGCUCUUUGGAGUCUGCACAUUCAGUUGUUCACCAGUGGCGCUUUCAAAGACAAUAAAAAAGCUCUGUUUAUGUUGAAAAAGAUGAUAUAAUACUGUGCUAAUUAUGCAACUUACUCAAUACCUUUGGCAAAAAGAAUAACAAAUGUGUUGACUUCCAAUUCUGAACUCCAUCGUUUACAGUUUCUCAUUUAAUAAUAUUUCAUUUGAAAUUUAAAUACUUCAAAAGAGAUUAAUACAAAAAUAAAAAACAAACAAGCCCUUUAGGAUAUAAGGAACAGAUAAAAAUUGUCUCAGCUGGAAGGCAAAGAAAAUGAAGCCUCAUGGUUAAACUCAAGUCUGAACUGAAUGUGUUUGUCUGAGAAUCUAAAGAUUGUUUGGGAUGUCAUUUACCAAGGUCUACUACCAAAUAAAUGUUACCUUCUGUCAUAUGAUCAAUUCUUCCUGACAGCUGCAGUCUUUUAAUCGUGGAGAUCAGCCUCUUUACUGUAUAAUUAAAAUGUGCCAUUUACUUAAUAUUUUUAAUAUCCAGUCUGCAAGGGGUCACCACAUUUACAAUUAUCAAUGAACAGUCUCAUUUUUCCAACAUAUGGUCCCACAAAUCACUGUUCUCCAGAGGCUAAACAGGUGUAGAACAAUGUCAAUAUUUAUUUAUUUAUUCUUUCAGUUUAUAUAGUGUUUCUCCAUUCCACUCUCCAGGCAUAUGCCAGCUCACAGCAAAUACUCUAACCUGGUAUAUUUUGGCUUUGCUUGGCUACUGCAGCCCCUGUCUCUUAUCUCUGUUUUAUUUACAUAUUGAACAAAAAUGUCAAUGUUUGUAAAUAUUAACCAAGCAUGUAAUUAAAUCUUUCUCUAUUUCUGAUUUAUGGAUACUCUGCACUUCUCUGCCUUACCUACUGAUCAGCUCCCUGCCUCUGUGCUGCCUGAGCAGACCUAUCUAAUUGCUGCUGAUGCUCCUGCUAAUGCCACAUGUGCAGUGUGCUGCAG